Messenger RNA from Rhopalosiphum padi (bird cherry-oat aphid), 2859 nucleotides. RefSeq lists its product as uncharacterized. The transcript is spliced from 2 exons. The record is from RefSeq and is a predicted model, not a curated record. Lineage: Eukaryota; Metazoa; Arthropoda; Insecta; Hemiptera; Aphididae. Bases 1487 to 2617 code for a protein of 376 amino acids.
UUUUUUUUUUUGUUCCCUUAUUAUGCCAAAAACAAUCACUCGUAGGAAUACGUUAUUCGUAAGUGUUCAACUAGGUAUGUUUUCCAAACAGUACGUAUAUUCUGAUCCGAUAAUUCGGUGGCUGCGAUGCCGUUGAAUGACAUACGAAUCUGUUCGAAAUGUUGUACACAUUACGAUAACGUUAAUUUCUUUUUUAGCGUUUGUAAAAUUUUACAUUUUCUUCUUAUAUAAUAAUGAAACGUAAAUAAUUAACUAAUAAUAAUUACUAUCGUCAAUCAUCUUUUAUUCUUAUUAUUAUUAUAAUUAUUUUAUUUUUAAGACAACUUUUAUUUAUAUUGUGCGAUUAUCGGCUAUUGCACUUUUAGGGUUUCGACGGUUUCUUGUUAUCUGUCACAGAACACCGGAACGGUCUUGUGUUAUCGUUAAUGAAACAGGUAUAAAAGGCCCUGUGUAACGACCAGAAUUGACAUUCGCUGUCUUUCCUCCGUCGUAGCAAGACCCACCCGGGCAGACUUGCGCGAUUAAGGAAGGCAUCUGAUGUCUAUAUUUUUUUCAGAGAUUUUUUGAUUUUUAGCAUAUUUUAUGUUGCCUUCACAUUAUAUCGCUUUUACUCAAAUUGUUAAAUAGUUAUUUUAUUCAUACCUAUUCGUAGCUCAAGCUCUGGUAUGCACAAACAAAAUUCGACCUUGGCUUUAUUCCGUGGCUUAUAUAAGUCUGGCACAGUUCGGGCGCACGACUGCCAGUAUUUGGUGAGUUGCGGUUGCGGGAACACUAAUCGUUCACGUCUGUAUUAAAUAUUUGUGUAUUUUAUUUUUUUUUUAUAUUCCCUUAUUACGCCAUAAACAAUCACUCGUAGGAAUACGUUAUUCGUAAGUGUUCAAGUAUGUUUUCCAAACAAAACGUAUAUUCGUAAAACCCCGUUUCCCUGUGCGUAUUGUCAUUGGCGACACGCGCAGGGCUACGGCUGGUUACGUUCCGCAGAAAUGACGAUUCGCGCCUACGUCAGAUCUAGUGAGCAGAUGGCACAGUUCCAGUGACUCUUAAGGGUUCCGCGUUACGGGUGUAUUGCUCUCGUUUGAGCUGCCCGUCUUGUGUGCUACUGUAAUGAUCUGACAACGCGUGCGAUUCGAUUCUGAUCCGAUUAUUCGGUGGCUGCGAUGUCGUUGAAUGACAUACGAAUCUGUUCGAAACGUUGUACACAUUACGAUAACGUUAAUUAACGUCCGUCCAAUCCAUUAUUUAUUUUUUAAUGGUUAUAAUAAUUAAUAAAAACUAUAAUAGUUUUUUAUAUUUUUUUUAAUUUUUGUAAUAAUUUCUGGCUAUUAUCACUUAUACUGGCCAUAAUAAGAUGUGCGCGUUCCCUAUAAAUAGCCAGGUAAACAGUUUAAACGGUUUAAACAGUUGACAAAAGUAUAGUGCAUAAUUAUUAUUGCUAACGGAAUUAUUAUUGGUAAAUAUUUCCUUAUAUUUUCUGAAAUCGUAAAUCAUGCUAACAUUAAGUUAUCUGGCGUGGCCAUAUCUAAUGGCUGUAAAAAAUAAAUUGUUUUCCGAUUGCAAGAUGAAAGAACCAGAAAGAAAAGAUAAUGAAAAAAUAUCUGCCAACAACAGCAACAUAGUGGAAAAACGAUCAACGGCCACCACUCCCCUACAGCAAGCCGCGGAACUGCUGGAACGUAGCCAGCAGUUACUAAAGGCCGCGUACGCGGAGGCAGCCGUCCACGCAACAACGGAGACAGCCGCCCAUGCGACUUCGGAGGCAGCCACCCAGUCGACUACGGAGGCAGCCGCCCAGUCGACUUCGGAGGCAGCCACCCAGUCGACUACGGAGGCAGCCGCCCAGUCGACUUCGGAGGCAGCCGCCCACGCGACUACGGAGGCACGGGUGCGCCGGAUGUCCAUGCAAGAGCUAUUGCGAGACCCGGCACUGUGGGUAGCCUACACCCGCGGGUGGGACGAUUGCGCGGGCAAGGCGACCAACGUGAAUCCCAAACCCGCGGUAACCGACAGGUCCCAGAGCCCAAGACGGCCGGUACAGCCAGCUGGCACAUCGCGACCGCCACCGAUACCGCAGUCUGCACGGUUGCCCCGACCACCCCCCCAACCGCUAAUGGCAGUACUGGUCCCACGACCAAAAUUUUUCAAACCGCCAACACCGCCCGCGACGAGGAAAGUCAAUCAAAAAAGUGCCCAAAGGCCACCGACAACAGCGCCAUCACAAAACUCGUGGCAACGCCGGAACCAGUCUCGGAUUACCGAAUACCCGGGACAGAAAAAGGCCGGCAAACCCACCACCUCCCAACAGUACCGCCUAGAAAAACCGGCACCCUCAACCACCCAACCGGCACCAGGCCCAAAGUCGCUGGUGGCAACGACCACGCCUGUCCCCGAGGCCAAGACACCGGAGGUAGCAAUGCCUACCGGACAAACCGAGGCCUCCGCCAUUUCAAUUCCGGUAGAUACGAAGGUAUCACCGGUUGAGAAGAAGGAGUUGCUGUGUGACAUGAUGGAUGUUGGUCCCCCAGACGACGUGGACACGGUGUUCCAAAUCACCAGCCCCGACUCCACGACGCCACCCCGACAUGGGUAUACCAUGCAUACAUGGUAUACAUGUCUAUAGACAGUCCGGAGCGCGACCGCUACACAAACUGUCUACGCCAGCCAGUGAUCCACCCACACACCCACCGGAAGCGGCCGGACAACCGCCGUUACUAUUCUGUGAUUGAUACGAUGAUAGCAUACAACACGUGUGUCAGCUCGAUUAUAUUAUUGUCUAGCCGUUGCACCACAUAAUAACAAAAUUGUUGCACCUAGUUUUGUUUAACCUGUUAUAUUGUAAAAUACACUGUUUCAUACUUCAUA